UGGUUUUUCUCUUUCACUUCUCUGCCAAAGAAGUUAGAUAGACUGUGUGUGAGAGAGAGAGAGCCGUCGUAGAAUCCGGUGUUCUCUUCCGGUGAGGUGUUUUGGCGCUGGAAAGCGCCAGGAGUUUGUUAGAACUCAAUUCCAUAUUGAAAUUUCAAGGGAGAGAAGAUGGACUAUGUUUAUGGACCAGGAAGGAACCAUCUCUUUGUUCCAGGGCCGGUCAAUAUCCCGGAACCUGUCAUUCGGGCUAUGAACAGAAACAAUGAGGAUUACCGCUCUCCAGCUAUCCCUGCGAUGACAAGAGUUCUGCUUGAGGAUGUGAAGAAGAUUUUCAAGACUACCACCGGAACCCCUUUUCUGAUCCCUACCACAGGUACUGGCGCAUGGGAGAGUGCACUUACUAACACAUUAUCUCCUGGAGACCGGACCGUGUCUUUCCUCAUUGGUCAAUUUAGUCUGCUCUGGAUUGAUCAGCAACAGCGCCUUAAGUUCAACGUUGAUGUUGUCGAAAGUGAAUGGGGCCAAGGUGCCAACCUUGACAUUCUGGCAUCCAAACUUGCAGCAGAUACUGCACACACUAUAAAGGCAGUUUGCAUUGUUCACAAUGAGACAGCAACAGGUGUUACUAAUAACUUGGCUAAAGUGAGAAAAAUCCUUGAUAACUACGGGCAUCCAGCCCUCUUUCUUGUUGACGGAGUGUCUUCCAUAGCUGCUCUUGAUUUCCGUAUGGAUGAAUGGGGUAUAGAUGUGGCUUUAACUGGAUCUCAGAAAGCUCUUUCUCUUCCUACCGGAAUUGGUAUUGUGUGUGCAAGCCCAAAGGCUCUAGAGGCAUCUAAAACUGCAAAAUCAGUUAGAGUUUUCUUUGACUGGAAUGACUACUUGAAGUUCUACAAAAUGGGAACAUUUUGGCCAUACACCCCUUCCAUCCAACUGCUCUAUGGUCUGAGAGCUGCUCUGGAUCUCAUUUUUGAGGAAGGACUUGACAAUGUUAUUGCAAGGCAUACUCGUCUGGGCAAAGCAACAAGGCUUGCUGUGGAGGCUUGGGGCUUGAAGAACUGCACCCAAAAGGAGGAGUGGUUCAGUGACACAGUGACAGCAGUUGUAAUUCCUCCCUAUAUUGACAGUUCUGAAAUUGUUAGAAGGGGAUGGAAGAGAUACAAUUUAAGCUUAGGUCUAGGCCUGAACAAAGUAGCUGGGAAGGUUUUCAGAAUAGGGCAUCUCGGAAAUCUGAAUGAGCUGCAAUUAUUGGGUUGUCUUGCUGGUGUGGAGAUGAUACUCAAGGAUGUGGGCUACCCGAUUAAGCUAGGUAGUGGAGUCGGUGCUGCUUGUGCAUACUUGCAAAACACCACCCCACUCAUCGCUUCCAGGAUUUGAGUCACCUCAAUGUAAUUACUUUUUCUUCUAUUGUUUUGUUUCCUUUAGCUUUCCCUGUAAAAAAAUGUAUAAUGGCCUCUGCUUACACUCUUUUGAGGCUCACCACAUUCCCUAUUUAAUCUCCACUGCUUCUUGCAGUAGUAUUUGGACA
Molecule: messenger RNA, 1525 nt
Organism: Corylus avellana
Lineage: Eukaryota; Viridiplantae; Streptophyta; Magnoliopsida; Fagales; Betulaceae
Gene: AGT
Product: alanine:glyoxylate aminotransferase
Cellular component (GO): peroxisome
Molecular function (GO): L-alanine:glyoxylate transaminase activity; L-serine:pyruvate transaminase activity
Source: RefSeq, a predicted model, not a curated record